AUGGCCGACCGGCAUCUCACGGGAGCAAUUGCGUAUGUGCCAGUAGUGCGUAAAAGGUCAGUUAAGGUGGUAUGGUGUUUAAAGGUGGUCCUUGCAAAUGGCUUUCUUCUGGUGAAAAAUCCUGGUUUCGGGGGAACUGGUGCAGUGUGGGAUUGUCUGAAUACUACUGCAAGGUAAGAGGGGUUCUACCUCAAUAAAAUUCUCAUUGAUCUAUAUUAAAAAAACUUUUUAUAUUAAAUUUAGCCAUAUGUAUAUGUGUAUUUAGGUUCAGUAUUUACAUAUGUAUAGGAGCAUGAGGGUUUUAAAAAUAAAUAAAUAUAUAUAUAUAUAUAUAUAUAUAUAUAUAUAUAUAUAUUAGUGUGUGUAUAUAUAUAUACUCCUACUACAUUAUAUACAUAUAUUGCAGCCCAAGACAGCCUGUUAAGAAGGUUCCACAAGAAAAAGGAAAGAAUAAACAGUGUCAUGCUUGUCCUGCUGUGGCUAUUGAAGGGAAAAACGUCUGCCGGGACUUCCUCCGUGUUAUUGCUAACGAAGGAGCAUCUACUUCAUCCCAGAACACUACUGUAGAACUAACAGACAUUAUCGCUAAGGCAGGUAUUAAAGAGGUGACUCAAAAAAGUAUUUCCUCAUAUACAAAUAAAUGA
This is a messenger RNA of Pelobates cultripes (western spadefoot toad), 644 nucleotides long. The record is from the annotation of a GenBank genome assembly. Lineage: Eukaryota; Metazoa; Chordata; Amphibia; Anura; Pelobatidae.